This is a messenger RNA of Conger conger (European conger), 2946 nucleotides long. Its product is annotated as transmembrane protein 43. The transcript has 12 exons. Gene Ontology annotation, biological process: nuclear membrane organization. The record is from RefSeq and is a predicted model, not a curated record. The coding region runs from base 271 to 1461 and encodes 396 amino acids. NCBI's taxonomy places the organism in Eukaryota, Metazoa, Chordata, Actinopteri, Anguilliformes, Congridae. Gene Ontology annotation, cellular component: nuclear inner membrane.
AACUUCCUUCAAGUUCAUAACUAAACACAUUCUAAUUUAUGUGUUUGUUUCUAGGAUCCCUGUUUAGUGGAGCUGGGUGACACGUACUGUUUAAGAAUAUAAUUUGCAUUUAUUCAGCGUUCAAGUGGCUACUAGAUGAUCGAAUAAUUAUAAAAUCAGCCGCGAGUUCAGUAACUUAGCUAGCUACAUAAAUUGUAUUUUCAGUGGAGCGAGCGCAUCUCUCUAAGGACUCCUUACAGAAACCAGAGUGGGUGUGGAAAUAGCGAAAAUAUGUCGGAACCGACCAGGGACUCGCAUACACGCGUCAGCAGCAAACCGAAGCCCGGGUUCCUGGAGCGCCUCAGCGAGACCACCGGGGGAAUGCUUGUGGGAGUUUCUUUAUUCCUACUGUCAUUUUACGUGCUUUUCACCAAUGAGGGAAAGGCGAUGCGCAUCGCUGCCUCUUUGGACGAGGGUCUGUCACUGGUGGUGUCCUUGGACCCUGCUUUUUCUCCAGAAGUCCAGAAUAAUAACCACCUAAUUCAUCUGUCUGCCCCACUGCACACUGCCCAGCCCCUGCACGACCCAAACUACAAAGUGGCCGUGCAUGCAGUCAAGCUGAAGAGGCAGGUGGAGAUGUACCAGUGGGUGGAGCACCAGGAGAGCAGAGACUACGAGGAGGAUGGACAGUCCAAGUCUGAGACAACGUACUCGUACAACACAGAGUGGAGGUCAGACAUCAUCAAUAGCAGGAACUUUGACAAAGAGAUUGGGCACAUUAACCCCAGUGCCAUGGCGGUGGAGAGCGUCACUGUGGUCGCUCCUGACGUCUGGGUGGGGAAGUUCUCUCUGUCCAAUGGCUUGGUGGAAAAGAUUGACAACUUCGAGACGCUGAGUUUGACCGAGCCCUCUCCUGACCCCGAUUCCUUCCUCACUGUGCAUGGAGACUACUUUUACCACACCGCACACCCCACCCGACCAGAGGUCGGGGAUGUGAGAGUGUCUUUUUCCUACGCGGGGCUGAGUGGAGAGGGAUCAUACCCGAAACCUGCUCAGUUGGUCAGUGUGGUUGCAAUGCAGAGGGAUGACCGGCUGAUGCCCUUUAAAACCAAGUCUGGUGAAAAGCUCGAGAUUCUGUACCUGGAAGAACUGUCCGCUCAGGAGGUGUUUGAGCGGGAGCACCAGGUGAACACCAGGCGUCUCUGGGCUCUGAGAGCUGCAGGCUGGGCCCUCAUGUUCCUGGGCAUCAGUCUGACCAUCAGGAUAUUCCACACUCUGGUGGACUGGGUUCCCGUGCUCAGAGAGCUUGUGAAUUUGGGGCUGAAGAUCUUCGCUCUCUGCGUGUCCUGCUCCCUGUCACUCCUCACCAUCGCGGCCGGCUGGCUGUUCUACCGCCCCCUGGUGGCCGGGACCCUCAUCGCCCUGGCCCUCGUCCCCGUGCUCGUCGCCCGCUCACGCACCCCGCCCAAGAAGCACCAGUGAGCCCCCGUCCCGCGCCGCGUUUCUGCGCAGAUUCUUUACAGACACCAGAUUGUCGCCGCCCGCGUUCCUUCACUCCUCUCCUCUCCUCUCCUCUCCUCUCCUCUCCUCUCUUCUCCUCUCUGCGCGACUGUAGCAGUUUCGGGGGGUCGGUGACUGGAGUCGCUGCGACUUCAGAGGAGUUCAUGGGUUUUCAUGAAGAGGUGUGGCCGUAGACAGAAACUUUCCGCAUUAAGCACAGAGCUGACAAUCUGGUUUUUCUAAAGAAUCUGGGGGGUGAGCUGGGAGAAAGGGUGAAAUCACUCGGAUGUUCAGUGGCCGCUCUUGCGUCUCCAGCUCUUGCUUGCAUUGGUACCUGCUCUUGAUUUUCAUUCAUUUACUUUGAUGGCAUUUUGACAGACGCUCUUAUCCAGAGCGACGUACAGUUGAUUAGACUAAGCAGGAGACAAUCCUCCCCUGGAGCAAUGCGGGGUUAAGGGCCUUGCUCAAGGGCCCAACGGCUGUGCGGAUCUUACUGGGGCUACAACGUGAUUGCUGCCCCAAGAUCAGUAGUGCCUGAGAAGUUUUAAUCACAAUCUGAAGAACGGAAAUGUUUGAGAGUUUCAGUAAAGUUUAAAACCUGCAGAACCCAUGAAGGAAGCGGGUAUAUCAGAUAUGCAUUAGAAUAUAGCAGCUCUGUGUGGUGAGUGUUCUGGUGCAAAAUGGCAGCCGUGCAUCACCCAGGUGGUUGAGGGGAGUUUCCCCCUCAUCACUGUAAAACGCUUUUGAGUGUCUAGAAAAGCGCUAUAUAUAUGUAAUCUCUAUCUAUAUGGGCAAUCCCGCUGCUGUGGGAAACUCCAGCAUAUGGUACAAUGACAUCAUACAUUAACAAGGCAAGCUAACAAUUACAAGCAUUUGGGGUUUUUUUAAUUUUUUUUUUUCUUGCCAGGUCUGUGUUUUGCAUGGGAAAAAAAAACUAAAUGCAGUGUUCACUUUAUGCUUCGCUAUCCAAGCGGGGACGCUUUGGGAUGUACGCACAAUGUACGGAACUACACCUCACGAGCAGGCAGACCAUUGGGGGUAAAAUCACAGGCACUGUUGUCUGUCCUUACGCUGUAAACCAAAGAAAUGCUCUCUGACGUAGUGACUGCAGUAACGCCUUUUGUGAAAUGAAGUAAUUUGAUUGGCUGACCACUGCACUGUUUCUACAGGCGUGACUGCUGGUGUGUAGAGACAGCAAGGUGGAGAUGACCAACCGUUCCCUUUUCUUAAUCCAUUUUCUUGAUAUGACGAAUGAGUUAUUUGGGAAAGCAUCCAAAAAAAGGUUGGGGUAGUAUAUUGUUUUUGGAGGUGGAACAGUGGUGCUUUGAGGCUCUGUAUGUGUUGUCAACAAACCUUACUCCUUGUGCAGCUGAUUAAUCCACACCGCUCCUCAUCCCCCCUUCAUGUCCCCCUGCCCUGGACUGUGUGUUUUCUACUCUUUUUAUUAAAAACUUGUUCGUAAAAAUA